Ilex paraguariensis (yerba mate) is the source of this 789-nucleotide messenger RNA. The record is from the annotation of a GenBank genome assembly. Lineage: Eukaryota; Viridiplantae; Streptophyta; Magnoliopsida; Aquifoliales; Aquifoliaceae.
AUGGAAUUCCUUCAUUUUCUCCACAUACAACUGUUCAUCCUUUCAAGUGAAGGUGGGGUAAUUUUGUAUGAAGAUUGUUUAAAAUUUCUUCUCACCCGAUCUUAUGAUGGUUAUGUGGUUUCAAUUGUUUGGAAUCAUUUGUUUCAGAACAGGUUAUUUGUGGAAGAUAUUAAAGAUUCUCCAUGCUUGCGUGGUGCUAUAUCCCGAGCUGGCAUAUCCACUGCUAGACAGCAAUUUGUUACCGAUGGAAAGCUCAUGAACCGAGUAUUUGCACCUUAUACUGUUUACAAGGGCAAAGCUGCACUUUCUGCAUCUCCAAGCCUUCCAACAUUCAGUAAAUUGGAGUCUGGAGGUCUCAAAAUUGAUCGCCGUGGCAGCAUUAUGUUGACAUUCUGGCCUGCUGUUGGUGAGCGCAAAUAUGAUUGGGAGAAGAGGCAGAUGUUUGCUUUGUCGGCGACAGAGGUUGGAUCUAUGUUAAGUUUGGGUUCCAAAGACUCUUGUGAAUUCUUCCAUGACCCUUCAAUGCUAUCCAGGUUGGUCUUCUGUUGUCCUUUUUGUACUCUUAAUGCUGGUCAAGUGAGGAAAAGCCUAUCAAUAAAACCACUUGUUGACGGCAGUGGUUAUUUUGUUUCUUUGAGUAAGUGCUCUUUUGUUGAUAAUGUUUUGGACUUCCAAAAACAUAACUGCAGAAUGGAUGUUGUCAACAAUAUCCUAAAAACCAAUGAACGUUUUACAGUUCCUGUCACUGCUGCUGAGUUUGCUGUGAUGCGCACGGCUUUCAGUGUAUGA